Eimeria mitis is the source of this 1134-nucleotide messenger RNA. RefSeq lists its product as uncharacterized. NCBI's taxonomy places the organism in Eukaryota, Apicomplexa, Conoidasida, Eucoccidiorida, Eimeriidae. The record is from RefSeq and is a predicted model, not a curated record. Bases 1 to 1134 code for a protein of 377 amino acids. The transcript has 3 exons.
AUGUGCAUUAAAGGAAGGGGGGGGUAUCCACACGCGGGUCGCCGGCUGGCUGAAGACAGUGAUUCCGACUCCGUCUUCGCGGCGACAUGUGAGGCUUGGCUAGAUGACGAUUCUGAAAGUGAGCCUUCUGAAGAAGAACCAGAUACCUCACCAGGCACAGCGUCUUCCAGUAUUUCUUUAGAGAGCCCACAGGGAAAAGUUGAAUCACCGGAGCAAGCCAAACACAGGGAAUUAGGAACUGCUUUGAAAUAUCUGAGUCGUGUGGAAUUUCCUGAUGAGGGCGCUUCUCAGGAUGUGGUUGUAGAACAGGAAUACACGGGCGCCAACGAACAAGCGUGGAUGAGAGUGGUGCGGACUGUGGAUCCUACCACUGAUCCGUGGAGUAAUGUUUUACCUGCAGGUGUUUUUCUUCCCAGCCAGCUAUGGGAAACAGAAGAAGCAGAACCGGGUCCUUCUGCAAAAGAUGAAACUAGCAAAUCUGAUGUGCCCGAAACCUCCCCACAGCCAAGUACUUCUGGAGCUGGUGUCAGCAGCCAAUCUGAUGCGCCCGAAAAACGCGAACGGCCAGUUCCUCAAUCGAUUCGUAGACCCACGGCUUCGCAGACCAGCACUGCGGCACCGCUGUUGCUUUCCAGAGUUAACAAUGACACGCACCCCUUCUUUCGCUUGCCUUCUGCGGAUACAAGUGGCUACCGCGUGCAUUUCAAUCCAGAUACAUCUGCUCUAUCUCGUGAGGGAGCUAGAAUAGUGCAUCCGUUAUUGAUCGAGGUGCGCCGUAAGCUUAUCAAACAAGCACUGACUAAAGAGGAUCUAGUGGAGUUGGCCGGUUUGGCGGAAAAACUUAUGGCUAAUUUACUCUUUUUCCACGAGUAUGAACUGCCUUCCGCUCCCAGCCGACUUGUCGAGGCUCUGGGAAAGCGCUUUCUCGCAUUGGAUGCCCUUGUCUCCGUUCUCGAAGUCCUAGGAGUGGAGCGGCAAGGCCCUUCAAGCAACCUUACUGUUAGUAUUAAGCGACGGCUGUUCUGCUCGCGGAAUACUGACCGUUAUUACAGAAGGCCCUGGUUUAACCCUUGGAGACAAGACGACAGGGAGUUUUUGAUUUCACAGGAACAACAGCAACAAAAGAAGGAGUAA